Molecule: messenger RNA, 2808 nt
Organism: Hemicordylus capensis (graceful crag lizard)
Lineage: Eukaryota; Metazoa; Chordata; Lepidosauria; Squamata; Cordylidae
Gene: CNIH4
Product: cornichon family AMPA receptor auxiliary protein 4
Exons: 5
Coding region: 427-783 (118 amino acids)
Biological process (GO): endoplasmic reticulum to Golgi vesicle-mediated transport
Cellular component (GO): COPII-coated ER to Golgi transport vesicle; endoplasmic reticulum membrane
Source: RefSeq, a predicted model, not a curated record
AGCACGCUUCAAGUAUUUGGGAGAGGAAAGAGGAGGAGGAGGUGAAGCCAGUGAAGAGGACGGGCCUGCCCAGAUUGCCUGGCGCUGUCAUCGGGGCCUCUGGGUUUUACUUCCUCUUGGCCUGGAUCGGUUGAAGAGAACUGUGCUGCUUCUCUCUGGCUGGACUGGGCCCAGUGCCAAAAGACAGUUCAGGGGUGGCCCACCUGAGGCACUCUAGCUCUUGGACUAUGACUCCAUAAUCCCCAUCCACGAUAAACUGCAACUGAGGGUGAUGGGAGUGGUAGUCAACAAUAUUUGGAGACCCUCAGGUUGGCCAACCCUAGUCAGCGGUGGCACUGGCUCUCGAGUAGUGGGCCCUUUCCUUGGCCCCAGUGGUUGCCCAGUGUGCCAACCUCCGAUGGUGGCUAUAGUGAUGACCAAGAAGAUAUGAUAAUUACACUAUCAGAUUUGGAAUGUGACUACAUUAAUGCUAGAUCUUGCUGCUCAAAAUUAAAUAAAUGGGUGAUCCCUGAAUUGAUCGGCCAUACCAUUGUUACUGUAUUAAUGCUUAUUUCACUGCACUGGUUCAUCUUUCUCCUCAAUUUACCUGUAGCAACCUGGAAUGUAUAUAGGUACAUUAUGGUUCCCAGUGGAAACAUGGGGGUGUUUGACCCCACAGAGAUCCAUAAUCGAGGACAACUAAAAUCUCACAUGAAAGAGGCCAUGAUUAAGCUUGGCUUUCACCUUCUUUGUUUCUUCAUGUACCUUUACAGUUUUAGAGUUGGAGACUGGCACACCAUAUGACCCUUUGGGCUGCCACACAGCUGCUCUUCCAGGAAAAAGAUUCAAGACCUGGAUAUAUCUAAUGUAAAACAAACCAGAGCACCACUAUUCAUUUGAAAACACCCCACCCAAGCUUUACAGCCAACAUUUUAUUGAUUGAUUUGAUUUGUAUACCACCCUUCCAAAAUGGCUCAGUGCAGUUUACAAUUAAAACACACCACUAAAACAGUAAAGAGCUAAAACAAAUUAAAAAACAACAAUUUUAAAACAUUUUAAAACAACAAUUAAACAAUUACAGUGAUUAAAAAACCCCAAAUCGGGUUUUGAAUUUUAAAAUAAACCAGAAAUUAAAACCCCCACAAUUUAGGAAGCUAAGAAAACUUGGGUGAAAAAAGGGUUUUCAGGUGUUUUGUGAAAAUUGCCAGAGAUGGAGAGGAUCGCAUCCCAGCAGGGAGCACAUUCCACAAUCGGAGCAGCGACCGAGAAGGCCCCAUAUUUUAAUUCCCAUAGAGCAACAACAAAGGUUAUCUCCAUUUAAUUGCUCUUGUAAUUCCCAUGUAAAGGCAAGUAAACAAGGACAUAGCUGUUUAAACUUCCUUAGCUGUUACUAAUAUUUUUAUUUUCAUCCAUUAAAGGAUGGAUUCACAUGACCAUGUUUGUCUCACAGCCAUAGUGGUUAUCAUGUAAAGACUUGCAUCUUGUGUGGGCUUGCAUUCCUUUCAUAUGAGAAAGCAUAGCUUUCUCAAACCUAUCAGUGGGAGAGGUGUACCUUUGGUGAAAUAUUACCAUGCAGUUGGGUCACAAUAAGUUGUCUGAAUCCACUUACCCUAUAUAUAGAGGGUGUUUGUGCAUCUAGUUGGAGAGCACUAAGGAACUGUGUACGUUGAUCUUCUUACAUAUAUUUGUGAUGAAAACAAUUUCAUUUACAACUUCACCCAAAAAAUCCUGGGCAAUGGUCCUAAGAGUUUCCUAACUGCUUCCCCAUUGCCUCAGAACUACAGUUACCAGAGUUCUCUGGGAACAAUGAAUUACUGUUAAAUCCAUAAAACAUAAACAUGUCCAGGAACUAAGCCUUGGCUUCAAAGUAAUCUCUUAAGCAACUCAUGUGAACAACACUUUCCACCAUGUGAUAUAUAUAUUUAAAGAAUUUAUUCUGAACACCAUUCCAUGAAUCCAAAUUGUUAGCACUGUCUAGGCUGCUUCCUCUUUAUAAAAGGGUAGGGUGGGGUCUCUCCUUCAGUUGUUCUGGUGGGUAUAUAUGGAAUGAGAUAUUCCAAGCUUUCUAUUGCAGGAACUGUCCAGCUCUGCAUUAACAUCCAUUUCCCUGCCUGCUACACCAUGCUGUCUACUUCUUUGCUAUCUAACCAAGGCACCUAAUCUAUCUCCUCUCUUACAACCCAAUCCUAGCAUAUAGAUCAGGUCCAGUGUUAACAUUAAUGGAAUGACUUUUUGGAAUGAAUUCCAUGUGAACAUAUAUGGGACAUAGCAGAAUGUGGUUCGUAUGACUUGCUUAAGAGGUUAUUCUCAGUAGUUGAGGCUUAAUUCUUGGAUAGGUUCAAGUUUUAGGGACUCCUUGGGGGAAUGAUUGUGUUGUCGGGGGAUGCAAAGCAGUGUUGAUAGUAUGCCCGGGAUGCAUGAUUGUGCUGCUAGAACAGCCUGUGUUGGAAGUGAUCCUUAGCAUGAUCAGUAGGCUUGAAACUAAAUACUUUUGACACAGAGGGCGAUUCACUAUGAAUUUUUUAUGAAGGCAGGCCUAUCAGAGCUGCAGUUGCAUGGCACUACACGUGUCAUGUAUUAUGUAUAUGUUGGGCCUCAACCGGUGUGGGGUUAUGUAGCACUUUGUAUGUUUCAUACUGGCUUAUAUAAAGUAAUUUUAAACCUGGGAAUAUAUUCAACUAAAAUACGGUUGGCUGUGCCAGAUAUAAGAGUGGGAUGGGGACUAGAAUGUUAGCUUUGCUAACAUUGCUGAUAUAAAAAGGGAAUAGGGUAGUAUGUUACUUCUAUUAGAAGUUGUACUUGCAUCUUAACAUACUAUUCUUACUCUUU